Messenger RNA from Vespa mandarinia (Asian giant hornet), 1858 nucleotides. RefSeq names its product general transcription factor IIH subunit 2 Ssl1 (gene Ssl1). Gene Ontology annotation, cellular component: transcription factor TFIIH holo complex; transcription factor TFIIH core complex. Gene Ontology annotation, biological process: nucleotide-excision repair; DNA-templated transcription; regulation of transcription by RNA polymerase II. NCBI's taxonomy places the organism in Eukaryota, Metazoa, Arthropoda, Insecta, Hymenoptera, Vespidae. The record is from RefSeq and is a predicted model, not a curated record. Gene Ontology annotation, molecular function: zinc ion binding.
CCUUUUUCUAAUCUAACUGGCAAAUAUAGUCUUAGUACAUAAAUGGUUUUCGAUGACGUCGGUAAUAAUCCAGGUUCUUUUUUUGCUCUUUAUUAAUUUUAAAUAGUGUUUAUUUCUUGUGAAUUUUUUAAAUAUUAUUCCAUACAGAGUAUAUUUUUUAAUUAAAAAAUAUGGCUGAUGAAGAAGAAGAAAAAGAAUACAGAUGGGAAACUGGUUAUGAAAAAACUUGGGAGGCAAUUAAAGAGGAUGAUGAUGGUCUUGUUGAAGCAUCCGUUGCCGAUAUUAUACACAAUGCUAAAAGAAAAAGGCAAUUGGAAAGAAAAGCUGGCGCCAGAUUAGGAAUGAUGAGACAUUUAUACAUUAUUCUUGAUACCUCUGAAGCAAUGUCAAAUCAAGAUUUAAAACCAACGCGUUUGCUAUGCUCUUUAAAACUUUUAGAGGACUUUGUGGAUGAAUUCUUUUAUCAAAAUCCUAUAAGUCAAAUUGGUUUAAUUAUAACUAAAAAUAAAAGGGCUGAGAAAAUCAGUGAUUUAGCUGGGAAUUCAAAGAAACAUAUUAAGGAAAUAAAAGCUUUACAACAAACGUCAUUAGCCGGUGAACCAUCUUUACAAAAUUCUUUAGAAUUAGCUAUAAAAUCGCUUAAAUUAUUACCAUCACAUGCCAGUAAAGAAAUAAUAAUAAUAACUGGUUCACUUACUACAUGUGAUCCUGGAGAUAUUACCGAAACUAUACAAGCUAUGAAGUCGGAUGGUAUAAGAUGUAGUGUAAUAGGUUUAGCCGCAGAAUUAUAUAUUUGUAAAAAAGUUGCGACUAUAACAGGCGGAGAGCAUGGCGUUGCUUUAGAUGAUAAACACUUUAAAGAACAAUUAAAUGCACAUAUUGAUCCACCACCUGCUGCUACUAGAUUAGAUGCUGCACUUGUAAAAAUGGGUUUUCCACAUCACUCAUUGCAUUCUUCCAGUACAGAUACUUCAAUAGCAGUAUGCAUGUGUCACGCAGAAAACUCGGAUGGAUCUGUAAAAUUAACAAGUACUGGUUUCCUUUGUCCCCAAUGUCUAAGUAAACAUUGUGAACUUCCAGUCGAGUGUAGGGCAUGCGGUCUCACUCUUGUUUCUGCUCCACAUUUGGCAAGAUCAUAUCAUUACUUAUUUCCAGUUGCGCCUUUUAAAGAAUUAGAUUAUGAGAAUGAAUUUACAAUGUGCUAUGGAUGCCAAAAAGCAUUAUCACAAAAGGAUAAAAAGAUCUAUGUUUGUGAAAAAUGUUCAAGAGUUUUCUGUAUAGAUUGUGAAAUUUUUAUACAUGAGUCAUUGCAUACAUGUCCAGGCUGUGCGACAAAUCAAACGACAUAUCAAAAAUUUACAGAUAAAUAAAUUGAUAUUAUAAAUAAUGUCGCGUCUAAUAAGUUUUGUUAUUAAUUAACAAUUUAUAUUCGUGUAUAUAGAUUUUAUUUGAUCACAGAUUAAUAAUAUCACAUUCCAUCGUUUUUAUUUUCAUAGUUCUCGUUUGAAUACAAAUGUCCUUCUUCUCAAUCACAGUGGGAGUAGUCAAUUCAAUUUUAUUAGCAUCUAGACAGGUGGGAGAGAGAGGAGAGAGAGAGAGAGAGAGAUAAAGAGAUAUAUAUAUAUAUAUAUAUAGAGAGAGAGAGAAAGAGAGAGAGUCGUAAUAUUACUGUACUUAUUAGUUCACAGUCGUCCUCUGGUGUGACCGGUUCGAGCGUGAUUGACCUAGUCUCGCGAUUUUAUUAUAUGUUGACUACGUGUGCGCGCGCGAUCCCAUAUAUUGAUUAAAUUUAUCUACAUAUGAAAUAUUGUUUGAUCACAUUGUUUCUCUAUUUAAAGGGCAUCUUCAAAAUUAGGUA